UGACCUUUUGGAAGUUCAAUCUAUACUGCCAAAACGUCUUAUAUUUAUGAACAGAGGUAGUAUUUAUUUUGAUUUACUCUGUUGCACGAACAUGUUGAUUCUGAGCAGAAAAUCGAGCCGUUGCCACUCUCACUUACUUUUCUCCCGUCAGACGGCGGAGCCGAGCAUGUCCCGCGCCUUUCCUCGCCGGCGCCGGCGGCUUCUCCCCCGUCCCCCGCUCCACACCGUCUUUUCCCGCCUCCAUGGCGCCCUGGCGAACCGUGCCGACCAGUAUCCACGAGCCCCCGCCCGCCGCGACCUCCGCACUGCCGAUGACCAGGCCCGCGCGGCGCUCGACGAAAGGCCGCGCCGGGACGCCGUCGCCUACGCCGCCACGGUCGACCUCCACCCGAGGUCCGGCGACCUCCCGCGCGCGGAGGCGCUCUUCCGCGCGGCGCCCGCGUCCGCCCGCGGUCCCCACCCUGACACCCUGAUGCUCGACUGGUACGCCAAGGCAGGGAUGCUGAGGGAGGCAAGAGAGGUGUUCGACCGGAUGCCGGAGAGGAACGUGGUCAUCUGGACGAGGAACCCGUAUUCUCGGAGCGCCAUGAUCUCCGGUUUCCUCCGUGCUGGGAAAGUGGACGAGGCGGUUCGGCUGUUCGAGAGGAUGCCGGAUAGGAACGUGGUUUCUUGGACCACAAUGGUCACUGGCUUGGCGCAGAACGGGAUGCUGAGGGAGGCAAGGGAGGUGUUCGACCGGAUGCCGGAGAGGAAUGUGGUCAUCUGGACGGUCAUGGUGAAGGCCUACACCGACCACGGUCAUCUUCAGGAGGUCGUGGAGCUGUUCGACAGGAUGCCCCAGAGGAACCCGUAUUCUUGGAGCGCCAUGAUCUCCGGUUUCCUCCGUGCUGGGAAAGUGGACGAGGCGGUUCGGCUGUUCGAGAGGAUGCCGGAUAGGAACGUGGUUUCUUGGACCACAAUGGUCACUGGCUUGGCACAGAACGGCCGCGUUUCGAUGGCGAGAGAGUUCUUCGACAGAAUGCCCAGAAACAAGGACAUUGCAGCGUGGAAUGCGAUGAUCACUGCUUAUGCCAACGCUGGCCAGAUGAACAAGGCUCAGAGAUUGUUCGAUUCUAUGCCCGCAAAGGACCUGGUGAGCUGGAGUGCCAUAAUCCAUGGCUAUGCCAAAAACAAGCACAAGGGCAAAGUCAUGCGUUUAUUUCUUCUCAUGCUCCGGUCAGCAGUAUCCCCUGACGGAACUACAUUGAUCAGUGUCUUGGUUGCAUCCGAGAGCACAGUUGAAGUUGGGCAAAUCCAUGGCUUCGCUACCACACGAGGUCUCCUGUCAGACACCUCCUUAGGAAACGCUCUGCUCACCAUGUAUUCAAGGAGCGGUGACCUGCACUCUGCCUGGCAAGUUUUCAACAUGUUACAAGAGAAGGAUCCCGUCACAUGGACAUCGAUGAUGCGGGCCUUCGCCAACCAUGGCCGUGCCUCCUACGCGCUACAGGCCUGUGCUCAGAUGUUGCAACAUGGAUACAAGCCCAGCUCGACCACCUUCACCGCCGCGUUAUCAGCCUGCAGCCACGCCAGUGUCGUCGACAAAGGCCGUGCCUCCAGGGCGCAUUGCCGCGUAAGCGUCCAAGGUGGGAUGUGGGAGGAGAUGGCAGGGGCGUAUAAGGCCAUGAAGGGGAGCCAGGUGUGGAGGACACCCGGGGUUAGCCAGAUAAUGGUGGAUGCAAAGGACCCGCAUGUUCUUCUCAAGGAUCAGAUGCAUCCGCGGUGGGAAGCGAUGUACGAGAUGCUGGACGACACGCUUGUCCCCCAGAUGAUGAAGUAG
Messenger RNA from Triticum dicoccoides, 1819 nucleotides. RefSeq names its product pentatricopeptide repeat-containing protein At2g35030, mitochondrial-like. Lineage: Eukaryota; Viridiplantae; Streptophyta; Magnoliopsida; Poales; Poaceae. The transcript is spliced from 5 exons. The record is from RefSeq and is a predicted model, not a curated record. The coding region runs from base 47 to 1819 and encodes 590 amino acids. Gene Ontology annotation, molecular function: protein binding; RNA binding. Gene Ontology annotation, biological process: RNA modification.